ACGCUGCCUCCAACUCUGUCACCACAGCUCCCACCCCAGGUAUAGUGCAGCCAGUGGGUCCAAACACACAGUACGUCCGCCCAGUAACUUGGGAACCUCUCGUGACACGACCUCCACCUGUGGUCACACAGAACCCUUGGGCUGGCAACCCCACACAGAACCCCACCAUACAAAACCCCACACAAAUCCCAACACAGAACCCCAUACAAAACCCCACACAAAUCCCCACACAGAACCCCACCACACAAAUCCCCACACAGAACCCCUGGGCCGGCAACCCCACACAGAAUCCCAUACAAUACCCCACACAAAAUCCCUGGGCUGGAAACCCUACACAAAAUCCCACACAAAACCCAACACAAAACACCUUUGGUGGAAACCCCACAGGGUACCCUCCAGUCGCUGCCAGCCCAACCAAUUCAGGCUUACAGCAGGGCCCUGGAAACUCUGGCAACAGCUCAGGCUCACUUGGUGGCGGCCCAGUCGCUGGCAUCGUGAUAGGAGUCAUGGCUAUGGUCGCUGUUGCGGCAGUCGCUGCCUUUGUGAUUCGCCGCCAUAUGCAGAACCGCUCCGUGAGAGGCAGCCUCAGUUUCACCUCUAGGGGUUUCAAUAACGCUACUUACAGCAGUGAAAGUGGAGACGAGGCAAAGAUAUCUUCUGAUGCGUGAUGGGCAUUGAAGUAGACAUUAGUGUGGAAUUACAUAUUAUGUUCAUUUACAAGCACACACACAUGCAGACACAAGCGCACAUGCACACACAGGAAUACACACACGUGCUCUCUUGCAUGCAU
This is a messenger RNA of Aplysia californica (California sea hare), 790 nucleotides long. RefSeq lists its product as uncharacterized. NCBI's taxonomy places the organism in Eukaryota, Metazoa, Mollusca, Gastropoda, Aplysiida, Aplysiidae. The record is from RefSeq and is a predicted model, not a curated record.